AUGGCUGCAACCGACGCACAACCUCUCCCAGCCGAUCUGUUCCAUCUUCUCACGGCCGAAUUGGCAGCGAGACAAGACUUCGCCACCCUAUACUCAUGUGUCGCUAGUAGCAGGUACCUGGCCAAUGCCGGUGCUAUCACAGCAUUGUACCGGAUCAGUCUUGGUGAAGGCUCUCCCGUCAAGGGCGGCGGCAGCGACAACCUGUCGUUCGCAGAACAGGAUCUGGUCAUAAUGCGAUGGUCCAUUAUGUGGCGUACGCUCAUACUUUCGUCUCUUGGGAAGACUAUGUAUCCAUACUGCAGGCACUUGCGUGAGCUCGAUUUACGCGAUCUCAGUGAUCUUCUCGACAGACUGGAUGAGCCCAAGUUCCGCACCAAGGUUGCGAAGCAGUUCUUCAAGGGAGACCUGAAGCAGUUCCAUCAUACUUACCAGACCAUCGGUAAAUAUCAAGUCACAAGACUGGACAUUAAGAAGAUUCUCUUCGAAAUCGGCGACCAGAUUACACAACACGCCCCGCUCCUUGAGGGCAUCAGUGAGCCCAACAGCUCUGAUGUAUUGACCAAGGCGUUACCAGGUUGGGCGUCUCGGCUGAGCCACCUGCAUGAGCUAGAGCUGUGGGACGGCAAAGCACUUGCUGAUGAGACGCUGCGAAGUCUGGUCCACAAGCAUUGCCCAAGGCUUCAACACCUGCGAAUCUACCACUCCUCUGGGGAGAACCCGGAUACUUAUCUGGCCACCUUCCUAGGCGGUAUGCCGGCAAACACAUUGACCUCGUUUGAGAACAAUGGCACGUCAGGCAUUGCCGCUGAGACCUGCUUGGCGCUGAACAACCACGGCAAGAGCUUAAUCUCGCUCAAAUUAGCACUCGAUGAAGAUGGGAUGCUUGCCUUGGGAUUGCUGCAAUCAUGCACCCAGAUCGAGAUACUGAGUGUGGCGGCGCUACGCGCUACGGUCGAUCUGAAAGCAAUUCAGAACGAUGUCUUCACCACAAUCGUGGACUGGCUGAAUCAAUGUCACAGACUGGUACGCAUGUUGAGACUCAUGAAAUCGAUCACGGAUCAUGCUGACAGGAUUAUACCUCCUGGCAUGUUCAUGCACAACGCGGGCGACGCAUACAAGGCGCCAAGUGUGCACUCAGCUGACACGUUCUUGUUUUAUAGUGUCGAAGUCAGCCUCGACGGCGUUGUUUCUGCACCAGACCUUUUGCUACCCAUUCUGCUCAACGCCAAAGUCAGGCUGCACGACUUGCAUGUCACUGCUAAGGAAGGCUCGCUAUAUCUGGUCAAGGACCACCACGACUUUCAUAAGGCACUAGCGACACAGAAAAACUUGCGUAACCUCAAGCUACGGGCCGAUCCCGAGAGCGUGACCCGAGAUGAUAUGGACGUACUGCUCGAUUCUCUAUGCAGUCUGACAAACCUCCGCGAGCUGGAUGUCUGGCGCAUCUCGGAAUACUUCAACAAUGAGCACAUCAAACUCCUCGCCGAGCAUUUGCCGUUGCUGGAAGUCCUGUAUCUUGGAGGAUAUGGCAUCACUGACGCGGUGUGGGAUGGCAUAUCUGGUUUGCAGCAUCUCAAGCAGGCGACAUUUGCUGGCCUCACAAGCUUCACCGCGGACGGCAUCCAAGCUUUCAUUCAGACACUUAGUGCUUCUAAUUCUGGGCUUGUCCUCUCGGUUGAUCUAGCAGAUCCAGAUUACAUGAUAUCUGAUGAGGAUCAAGACAAGCUCCGCGAAGCUUUAGUUGCUAAAGUCGGCGGGCGCUUCGAAUAUCAGCUGCUGAGAGGUAUUUCAUACGCUUUCCAUAUCUUAUCGUACUGUGCUGACGUGACCAGACCCAAAUAUGCCAGAUUUCGACGAGAGUGA
Messenger RNA from Recurvomyces mirabilis, 1863 nucleotides. RefSeq lists its product as uncharacterized. The record is from RefSeq and is a predicted model, not a curated record. The transcript is spliced from 3 exons. Bases 1 to 1863 code for a protein of 620 amino acids. Gene Ontology annotation, biological process: SCF-dependent proteasomal ubiquitin-dependent protein catabolic process. Gene Ontology annotation, cellular component: SCF ubiquitin ligase complex. NCBI's taxonomy places the organism in Eukaryota, Fungi, Ascomycota, Dothideomycetes, Mycosphaerellales, Teratosphaeriaceae.